Messenger RNA from Anopheles arabiensis, 998 nucleotides. RefSeq names its product 60S ribosomal protein L27 (gene RpL27). Lineage: Eukaryota; Metazoa; Arthropoda; Insecta; Diptera; Culicidae. The transcript has 3 exons. Gene Ontology annotation, molecular function: structural constituent of ribosome. Bases 103 to 513 code for a protein of 136 amino acids. The record is from RefSeq and is a predicted model, not a curated record. Gene Ontology annotation, cellular component: cytosolic large ribosomal subunit; ribosome. Gene Ontology annotation, biological process: translation.
GGGCGAAACCGGCGAAAAGCAAACGUCAGCGUGUGCCGUCUCUUUCGGGUUCUUUUUCCGGUCGGCCAUCAGUGCCAGUGAAACACAUUUCACUAAGCCAAAAUGGGUAAGAUUAUGAAAUCUGGUAAGGUGGUACUCGUCCUCGGUGGACGGUACGCCGGUCGCAAGGCAAUCAUCAUGAAGACGUUCGAUGACGGCACGUCGGACAAGCAGUUCGGCCAGGCCCUCGUUGCCGGCAUCGAUCGCUACCCGCGACGUGUGACGCGAAACAUGAGCAAGGAUCGCAUCCACAAGCGUUGCAAGAUCAAGCCCUUCAUCAAGAUGCUGAACUACAACCAUCUGAUGCCGACGCGCUACAGCGUGCCAGAUGUGAACCUGGACAGCAAAUACAGCGUGGCUGACAUGAAGGAUCCGGCCAAGCGGAAGAAGGCCCGCAACCAGAUCCGCUGCAAGUUCGAGGAGCGACACAAGACCGGCAAGAACAAGUGGUUCUUCCAGAAGCUCCGUUUCUAAGGCAACAACCUACUGUGAACAGAGGGGAAGACUCCGAUGGAACCGGGCGGUGGGCGAAAGUAAAGAAGUCAGAGAGUACGAGUUUAUCGCAGCGAGGAUGUAUCUUCUGCGUGCGGGUGUGUCAUUUCCGGCCGUUUUUUCCACGCGGCUGGUGGCGGUGUUGGUGGUGCAGUGUGUGGCGAGCUGGGGCAUCGAUGCACUCCGAGUUGUGUAGUGUGUGUGUACAUGUGUAUGUGAUGGUGUGCUUUUUUGAGGAAGAAUCGAAGAAGAAAAGUCCACACACACGCACCCGGCCGAGGGGUUAUCCAUCCAUGCAAUCCAGAUCGUGUCCAUCUGCUCCUGCCACGCUGGACAGCCAUGUAAACUGAUUCGGAACCGGAACAACAUUCAUCGGUUCCGUGGUGUGAACGGUCGGAGAGGAAAGCACAGGCUCGUUAAGGAUACCUAAUAAAUUCGUGUUAUCUACUUGGAAAAAGGAAAAUCUA